Acanthoscelides obtectus is the source of this 1554-nucleotide messenger RNA. The record is from the annotation of a GenBank genome assembly. NCBI's taxonomy places the organism in Eukaryota, Metazoa, Arthropoda, Insecta, Coleoptera, Chrysomelidae.
GUAAAUUAACCGGCGAAUUCAUUUCAGUACAUGCAAGUCUAUACUUGUUGACACACGACCGGGGAUUCUUACGUCGCCGUGGUACAGAGGGGCAGUCACAUUUUGCUGUAGUGUGUGGUGAUGUGUGUUGCAACAUUUGAUUAUUUACUACAGCGUUUGGACAAACAUAUAGCCCUCCAAGAAACAAACAUGAGACAAGCGAUACCACCCACAGAGAUGCUUGAAGUUACAAUAAGGUAUUUGGUAAGCGGUAUGACUUUCACAGACCUUCACUACGCAUACAGAUUGGGACCAUCAACAAUACGUAUUGUUAGGGAUGUAUGCAGGAAAAUUUGGGAAAUCCUACUUGAUGAAUGCAUCCCACCGCCAUCAGACAAGAUGUGGAAUGAAUGUGAAGCAGGAUUUGCUAAUAAAGCCAAUUUUCCAAAUUGUUUCUGAGCGAUAGAUGGGAAACACAUUCGAAUUGUGAAGCCACAACGAAGUGGUUCAUUAUUUUACAACUACAAACAUUUUUUUUCAAUCGUGUUAUUGGCUGUUGUGUACACAUCAUACUGUUUUCGAUAUGUUGACAUUGGAGCAUACGGUAAAGAAUGUGAUUCCUCCGUAUUUGAAGAGUCAACAUUUGUUCAUGCAUUGAAUUCAGAUUCUUUGUAUACACCUUGCCCAAAAUGCUUACCAGGAACAGAAAAUCCGGCUGUACCAUAUAGUGAUUAAGUGAUAAAUUGCUACGUCCAUUUGGUGGAAACAACUUAACACAGCAACAACGUGUAUUUAAUUACCGUUUAUCACGUGCCAGGCGUUAUGUUGAAUGUGGAUUCGGUAUUUUUAGCAACAAAUCGAGAAUCUUUCAUCGACCUAUAAACUUACAUCCCGAAUUCGUCAUUGACAUUGUUAAAGCAUGUUGUAUCUUGCAUAAUUUAGUACGAAUGAGAGAUGGUUUUAAUAUCGGCGAUGUCUUAUAAAUCAUAAACCUCGAAGACAUACCAAGAGAGCGAAAUUUGCGAGGAUCAAGAAGCGGGAAGGAUAUACGGGACCAUUUCACAAAAUAUUUCAAUAGUAAUGGAUCUGUACCGUGGCAAUUAAGUAAAAUACAGUUAAUAUUGUUUCUUAUCUUACAUAGUUACAUGCCUAUUUCGGCUUUUUCUGCUUCGUUCAGGUUUUCAUAAAUAAAUGUAUCGAUGAUUUCUUGUCAGGCGGCUUUAGUUUUAUUCCUAUCCUUAAAAUCCUCUCUUGUCUUGUCCCAUAUCACGGGCCUUUCUUCCACCAUAGAAAUAAAUGCCUCAAUAUCUAAAUUUUCCAUUUCGCACCUCAUGACUACACUGUCUAAUCGGAAAUGAAACUACGACUCUGUACCACGGCGACAGUAGAAUCCCUGUUCGUGUGUCAACAGGCAUAGACUUGCAUGCAUUGAAAUGAACGCGCCGGUUAAUUUACCGACCGGCAGCCGUGUGUUCGCCGUCCAAAUUUUAAUAUGAACGGCGGCCGGUCGGCAGAAUAGCCGGUACCGGCAAGUGUGUUAAGUUGUAUUCGAAUGUGGGUAAAAUACCAUCUUCC